UGCCGCGAUAAGGACUAGCUAGCUGCUUCACCUCCGCGGACCUCCUCCAUCAGCACAGCGACUGGGUCACAUGACAGCAGGCAGCUUGUAGAGCACACACACCAUCACCGCAGCGCCAUUGACUCUUUUCAGCUCCUUUUUAAGCAAGCUUUUACUCCCGCUCGGAGUGCGCCAGGUGGAGGAUGACUGGUAAAACCCAGACCAGCAACGUGACCAACAAGAAUGACCCGCGCUCGCUCAACUCCAGAGUCUUCAUCGGCAACCUCAACACGGCCAUCGUCAAGAAGACCGACAUCGAGGUCAUCUUCGCCAAGUACGGAAAGAUCGUGGGCUGCUCCGUGCACAAGGGCUACGCCUUCGUACAGUACCUGGCUGAGAGGAACGCCCGGGCGGCCGUGGCCGGCGAGAACACCCGCGUCAUCGCCGGACAACCUUUGGACAUAAACAUGGCUGGCGAGCCCAAACCCUACAGGCCCAAAAGCGUCUCCAAAAGGCCUAUCUCAGCGGUCUACAGCCCCCUCUCCCACAGUGGUUAUGAAUUUGACUACGAGUACUACAGAGAUGACUUCUACAGCAGGCUUUUUGACUACCACGGCCGAGUGGCGCCCCCUCCAAGAGCCGUGAUCCCCGUGAAGCGCUCCAGGGUGCUGGCUCCUUCAUCCCGCCGCGGGAAAGCCUCCUUCCAUAUCAAAACGUCCUCCUCUUCCUCGUCGUCCUCCUCCAGACCUCCCACGUCCUCCUCCGCAGCCGGCAUCAAACUGAAGACCAACCAGCUGCAGACCAUCAAACGGGAGCUGACGCAGAUCAAGACUAAGAUCGAUUCCCUGCUGGGUCGCCUGGAGAAGAUUGAGAAGCAGCAGAGAGUCGAGUCCGAGGCUCAGAGGAAGUACGAGGACAACUGCGACUCGCUGCAUGACGAGUCGGUGUCAGAGGCGGCGGAGAACUCCGGCGAGGAGGCCGGCGGGGGAGCGCUGGACGUGGAGGCCGGCGAGAUGAGCGACUGCGGCGAGGACGACUACGACGAAGAGGACGAGGAGGGCGGCCGCCGCCAUCUGAUAGAGAACCACAUUUCGGAUAUUGACAACUGAAAUGAGGAAAUUGUCCCAAAUUCAUCAUUCCUUUCAUGAGGCGGAGAGAGGGAGGAUCAGCGAAGUAUCCAGAGUGACCGGACGGACUUGAAGAGACGCCGACGAGUGGGCAGCAAAAGUGGCGUAUGUAAAAAAAUUAAUUUAAAAAAUUACAAUUUACCACAAAUAGUGCGCUGUUGUCGUAUCCCACAGGGAUACUUGGGGUGUGGUUUUGUGUACGCAGAACAUUUUCUUAAUGUGAAUAAAAUGUAUUUAUUCA
This is a messenger RNA of Entelurus aequoreus (snake pipefish), 1347 nucleotides long. RefSeq names its product RNA-binding Raly-like protein. Gene Ontology annotation, cellular component: nucleus. The transcript has 9 exons. Gene Ontology annotation, molecular function: RNA binding. Lineage: Eukaryota; Metazoa; Chordata; Actinopteri; Syngnathiformes; Syngnathidae. The record is from RefSeq and is a predicted model, not a curated record. The coding region runs from base 183 to 1088 and encodes 301 amino acids.